AUGUUGGCUUUAUAUGAACAAGAAAUCAAUGAAACUAGAAAAAUUUCAAUUCGAUAUGAUAAUUCAACAAGAACAUAUUAUUUUUUUUAUCAUAGAUCAGAUAUUUUACCAUCAACAUUAAUAUUAUCUUAUGAUCUUAAUCAAAAUAAAUGGAAUAUUGAAACCAUUGAACAUAAUAAUGUAUUUGAAAAAAAUUUAAAUGAUUUAUUUAAUCAUCAAAAUAUAUCAUUUGAAGAUCAAACUCAAUAUAUUAUUGAUUAUCUUGAUAGUUAUUUUAUUAAUCAAUUACAAGAACAAAAGAUAAAAACAAAUAUGAAUCAUCAUAAUAUUUAUUCUUUAUCAUGGUUUCGAAAUUCACGUAGUAUACGCCGUUGGGUUAGUCAAAAUAUGCUUACAGAACAAUCAGCAGGUAAUUUUACAAUCGAUUCAUUUAGUAGUCUUUUUCUUUUCUUAAUUGAAUUUAUAUCAUUAUUAGUAUUACAACGUUAUUCAGCACCUGAAAAGUCUACUUCUAUGAACAAUAACGAAGAAAUUAUAUCAGUUAAAGCAUUAGCUGAAUCAUUUUAUACAAAUGAUUUAUAUCGACAUCGUACAAAAACAUUUGCUUCUCUAUUAGAAUAUUCGAAUGAACGUAUUCAAACUCAACUACCAAAUAAACCAUCACCAAUUACAGAACUUUGGUUGAAUGUUAUUACACAAAAAAUGAAUGAUUUUCGAAAAAAAAUUGGUAGUCAUAUUGAAGAAGAAAAAUUAAAAAAUUUAGCAGAAAAUUUUAUUAAAUAUUUUAAGGGUACAUUUCAAUGUAAUAUUGGACAUGAGUAUCAACUUGAAUAUGAUGCUCAAACAUGGCAUUUUAUUGUAGUUAGAGUUGAAUUUUUGACAAAAAAAAAUUCUGAAACUACAAAAAAUCCAAAAACGAAAAUAGUUUUUGUUAUAGAUGAUAUUCCACAUUAUGUUCGAGGCUAA
Rotaria sp. Silwood2 is the source of this 966-nucleotide messenger RNA. The record is from the annotation of a GenBank genome assembly. NCBI's taxonomy places the organism in Eukaryota, Metazoa, Rotifera, Eurotatoria, Philodinida, Philodinidae.